Gordionus sp. m RMFG-2023 is the source of this 2413-nucleotide messenger RNA. RefSeq names its product tyrosine-protein phosphatase corkscrew-like. The transcript has 13 exons. The record is from RefSeq and is a predicted model, not a curated record. Gene Ontology annotation, cellular component: cytoplasm. Bases 87 to 1943 code for a protein of 618 amino acids. Lineage: Eukaryota; Metazoa; Nematomorpha; Gordioida; Chordodea; Parachordodidae. Gene Ontology annotation, biological process: intracellular signal transduction; mitotic cell cycle; cell differentiation. Gene Ontology annotation, molecular function: phosphotyrosine residue binding; non-membrane spanning protein tyrosine phosphatase activity.
AAAAAGUGUCCAUCGCUUUCGAUUCUGAGUUUGAAAGUUUCAAAUAUCUAGUAUCUAAUUAAUGAUUGUUAUAAUGUAUCUGAGUAAUGAAACUUAAUAACUUUUUUCACCCCAAUUUAACUGGUAUAGAAGCUGUAAAACUAUUGCUGGAAAAAGGUUCUUCUGGCGAUUUUCUUAUAAGACCAAGUGAAAAGGCACCUGACAGUUUUACAUUGUCUGUUAGGCAAGGAAUGCAAGUUGUACAUAUUAAUAUUAUAAAUAAUGGAGAAUAUUAUAGUAUUGGUUCAGAUACUAAAGAAGGCUUUGCCACAUUAACCGAACUUCUUCAGUUUUUUAGCAAGUCAGAUCCUUGUACUCCUAAAAUCAAAGAAAGACAUGGCAAUAUUAUUUAUCUAGACAGAGUGUUUCCUUGCAACGAUUUAUGCUAUCAAAGAUAUUUUCAUGGUGAUAUCAGUGGUUCUGAAGCUGAAAAAUUGUUGACUGAUUUCGGUAAGCCCGGGAGCUAUUUGGUACGUCAUAGUCAGACUACCCCGGGCAAGUUAGUCUUGAGUGUUUUGCGCUCAGAUAUUGCCCAAGGUGCCGUAACUCACGUAUAUAUACGCUUACAGAACGGACAAUAUGACAUAGGAGGAGGUCCAAAAUUUACCGAUUUGAAUGAACUCAUUUCCAAUUACAAAAAUUGUUCGAUGGUGGAAUCGAACGGCUCUGUUUUGAAAUUGACAAACCCAAUUAACGUAACGAGCAUGAAAGCAUUGGCCUUCCCUAAAUACGUACGGACUAUGCUUAAUUUAGGCGAUUCCCUUUCAACCGAUUCAAUCCAUCCCUUCAUCCAUAAUCAAACAACAUCACCGGAACCUGACGUUAGAUGUUGUCAACUUAAAAAUGGAUUCAGCGAUGAAUAUGAAUGCUUGCGUAAAUUAACCUCCAAAGAUUCUAGUUCCAGAAACGAAGGCGAAAAAAGUAUUAAUAGCCACAAAAACAGAUACCGAAACAUUUUACCAUUUGAUCAUACAAGAGUUAUCCUUCGGCCAUUCAAUAAUCAUUGCCCUAAUAAACCUUAUACCAUGGGCGAUAUUGAGAAUACUAAUGGCGAUUAUAUCAAUGCUAAUUAUAUAGCUCCGGAUAAAUAUCAAAUUCCAGAUAAUUUAUGUGCUGCCAAUGCUAGUCCUGGACCUGACUGGUAUAUCGCCACUCAAGGACCCCUAAAAAAUACCGUAAGCCACUUUUGGAAGAUGGUGUGGCAAGAAAAUACGCGAAUCAUAGUCAUGGUUACUAAGGAAAUUGAAGGCUCAACGGUUAAAUGCGCAAAAUAUUGGCCCAACCCUGGAACAGUUGACACUCAAGGAGAAUUACUCAUACAAAAUAUUACAGAAUAUUCUAUAGAUUCUUUAGUGAUACUCAAACAUGAUAUAAUGAAUUCUGAUUCCAAUAUAGAUAUUAGUGACGAUGAUAUAGUUCGCGAAUUGUAUAUUUACCCCCUAAAUAAACCAGAGGAGGGGCGAAAAAUAUAUCAUUUUCAUUGUCGUUCCUGGCCCGAUCACAAAAUCCCAAAGAACCCUUCUAAAGUUUUGGCUUUUUUGAAAGCGGUCAACGCAAAAAAAAUUGAAAUCCUCGUUGGUAUAAACUACAAAAAUAAAAAAGUUGAUAACGAUUUAAAUAUAAUUCACAUUAGUAAUAAUGGUCUAAAUGAAUAUCGUUCCAAUUUCGAGUUGGGCCCUAUGGUAGUUCAUUGCAGCGCCGGGAUAGGAAGAGCUGGUUCUUAUAUUGCCUUAGAUAUGAUAUUUCACAACCUUCAAAAACACGGCCUUGAUACUGAUAUAGAUAUCCAAAACACAGUGUAUUGGAUGAGACUACAGCGGUCUGGAAUGGUUCAAACUUUGCAACAAUAUACUUUUAUUUAUACUGCUUUGAAGAGUUACAUCGAAGAAACAUACUUGAAAUAAUCUAUAAUCUUAUUCAAUAUUGUUAUAAUUUAUAAACAGAAAAUUAUUUGUAAAAAUAUAAUUGUUUGGUAGGUUAUUAUUUAGAAAUUUAAUAUUGCUUAAUGUAUUGACUUGUUUAUAAAUAUUCGCGUCUCACAAAUCUAGGGAAAGUGGCGUUUCAAUGUUUUAUUUCCAAGAGACAUAACAAAAGCAUUUUUAUGUUUCUGUUUCUUUCUCGUUCCUGCUAAAAAUUAUGUUCCAUUCUCGUUCAACAUUCCAAAACGCGUUCUUUGAAUUUUUUUAUUUUAUUUAUGUUUAUUUUUAAUUCAUUAAUCCUUAUAUUUAUUACCUCUGAUUACUCCUCUCAACACUAAUCUGCUAACAAAUUUAUCUAUUUGAAUUUAAAAUUUUUAUUAUAUAAUAUUAAUUUUAUAAAUAGUUAAAUCAGAUUUUGAAAUGCUUUUCAAAAUAAAAAAUCCUUAAAGAUUUUU